CUUCACUUAUUUCUGAUCAUCAUUCUCAUUACCGAUAUACAUCAAUUCAAGUGUCUUAAUUGUCACGUACUAGCUAUAAAUCAUAAAAUAAUUUAAUUUAAUACACACUAAUAUUCCAAGAAAAUUAGAAGAUGCACAGAUCGGCAAGCUGGAGCCGGGCGGAUGAGUACUUCAUGCACCCAAACUCCUCCCCGUCAGCGGGGAAGGGACCGUCGGGGCUACGGGUGUCAGUGUCGUUUGAUCAAGGCGGUGAUCAGCUGCCGGUGUACGAUCCCAUAGCGGAGUUGGCCAAGAAGGAAAGGUCUCGUGUUAAGUUCGCUGAGAAUGCCGUGCAUGUCAUCCCCAUUGUGCUUCUUCUAUGCGCCUUUGUUCUUUGGUUCUUCUCAAAUCCAGAGAUAGACGUGAGGAUUAAAACGGAUCCAAUAGCAGCAAGAAUUGAAGGACUGACGUUAGAGGGGGAGAUUGAGAAUGAUAGUGACGGGACUCAAACAGGCGGUCUUCCCAUUAUGGACUUGGGACUGGACUUGGAUCAAACAACAACGACAAUAUCAACAACAACAAAGCAAAUCAAACAUAAAUUAAAGUGAAUUAGAUUUAGAUGAUCAUCGAUGGCUUAAAUUUCUGUGGACGUUGGGAGAAUUAAAAUUAAUAAAUUAGAAAAGAAAAAAAAACUUGUGGUUUAUAUAUUUUCCUCCUAUAUGUAUUGUUCUCCUCAAGUGCUAAUACUGCUCUCAUUGUACUGGUGUUUUGGUAUAAUGUACA
Molecule: messenger RNA, 762 nt
Organism: Prunus dulcis (almond)
Lineage: Eukaryota; Viridiplantae; Streptophyta; Magnoliopsida; Rosales; Rosaceae
Exons: 2
Coding region: 132-587 (151 amino acids)
Source: RefSeq, a predicted model, not a curated record